Molecule: messenger RNA, 1085 nt
Organism: Blepharisma stoltei
Lineage: Eukaryota; Ciliophora; Heterotrichea; Heterotrichida; Blepharismidae
Source: the annotation of a GenBank genome assembly
AUGAAUUUACCUGAAAAAGAUUGGGAUUAUCACAUUUUCAACAGCCAAAAUCUUUAUUUAGUCACUAGAAAUCGCCAAACUGAUAUGCAAGAACUAAUAAUCUUUGAUACAAAGCUUAUGAGACUAAAAAAGUCCUACAUUGAGGACCUGUCAAUGGUUGAUGAAAUACAGAACAUAGUAAUGCUCCCAGAAUCAAAAUUAUUUGCCUUUGCGCUUACCAAUAUAGCUUGAGCAUCAUAUAUGCUGCUUAGCCUUCAGCUCUCACGCCAAGCUGGGAGCUGCUGUGAAGUCAACUACAGUUGACAAGUCAGUCCUCUUUUGAGCAAAACUGAAAGAUAUUGCAGAUUUGUCUAAUUUAGAAUUGACUCAUCAACGAUAGUUUAAUUCACAAAUUCACCAUUUGGUCGGAGGAGCUAAAGACUAAGCAAUCCAUAUGAAUCUCAAGCUAUAGUAGAUCAACUCCAAACUUUUCAUGUAUAAUUAACACCAGACAUGGUAUAAUUGAAAAAACCUUCAAUAGCGCUCCAUGCAUUCCACUAUGCUCCACCUACUGCAAUAACUCAGUCUAUGUUUUUGGAUGCAGUUCUGAUAGGCUCACGAGUAUUACGGCAAGGUUUGAUUUUAUCAAUAAUAAAUGAGAAAAAUUGCCUAUAAUUCCACUAUCAUGCAACUUUUCUUGCACUCCUUUUAAAGGGUCUAUUUUGAUUUAUGGUGCAGAGCUGUAUCAUUUUGAUACAUCUACAGAAUCUUAUUCAGAAAUCUCUCUGCAUUACUCAACCCAGAUUUGCUCAAAAAUAUUAAUGACAGCAAAUUCAAGAGUUUAUAUUUUUGAGUCUUACGGAAGUAUUUUUGAGAGUGAAAUAGGAAAUGAAUAUUGUUGAAAAAACAUCGGAAAAUCUAAAAUUCAAAUAGAAACACCUGGCUAUGUAAGUAAUGUAAUUAGCCAAGAACAUAUUUUUUUGGGGACAUAUAUAUUUCUUAACUCAAACAGAGUUAUGCGUUGUUCUUAUUACAAAUUUGAUUUAAAGAACAAAGGAGAUCUAACUUAUUUUGCGGAAUUUGAUUUUAAACUAUUUUACUUUUAG